Peniophora sp. CBMAI 1063 is the source of this 987-nucleotide messenger RNA. The record is from the annotation of a GenBank genome assembly. Lineage: Eukaryota; Fungi; Basidiomycota; Agaricomycetes; Russulales; Peniophoraceae.
AUGACCAGAGACAGCGCUCUCUGGUACUCGGACGGCAACGUCGUUGUCGGCUCGGGUUCGACCCUCUUCCGCGUCCACAAGAGUGUCCUAUCCAAGCACUCUGAAGUCUUUGAUGGAAUGUUUAGUGGCCCUCCGCAUACUGGGGAGGAGGUCGACGGAUGCCCCUUUGUUCGUCUAUUCGGCGACCACCCAUCGGAGGUUCGCUGCAUGCUGAAGGAUAUGUACGGGUUGAGAGAUAGAACCAGUCGAAAAGUUACCUUAGAGGUGCUUUGUGUACUCGUCCGCCUUGGGGAAAAGUACGACAUACCUGCUAUGCGCGCAGAGGGGGACAACAUUUUGAGGGAAUUAUACGACGUUUCCCUUGAAGUGUUCCAGGAACGCAACCAGGCUGUUAGUCUAUUCGGUGGCAGUCUAUACUGUGGCACCCCCGAUCCUAAUGCAAGAGCCGACUUCCCAAUCGCUCCAUGGAAGCGCCAGCACUGUUUUGACAUCUACGUCCUCGCGCGCGACCAUGUCAUGAACACCAUCGCUGCACGAGCCUUGUACGGAUGCUGCCGCUGGCCACUUGCGGACCUGAAACUCGAGUUGACGACGCUGCUCACUCCCGAUGUUCUUUGGGCUUGCGCGCUCGGUCGUGAGAUAUUGGCGAAACGAGGAGGCGUGCAACUCCUGAAACUGAAUCCAGCACACCUGAAGACUAUCCCCAUGCCCAUGGGUCUGUUCUCGGCGUCCGCGCCGUGCGAAAAGCAAGAUGUAUGUGGGCCGGCAUUGGAAAAAACAUUCAAAAUAGUCAGGUUAGGUCUCGCACCCCCGCGCCAGUACCCAGUUGGCGAGGACGACCGCUACGCUCUUAUCCAGCGGUUGAAACAAGAACUCUGUGGUUCUUGCCAAGCGAGGGUUACGCGAGCGAUCCAGGAUGAUGCCCGAGUGGUCUGGAAUUCAUUACCCGACCUCCUGGCAUCGGCUAUGGCAGGUGCUCCCGCAUAA